Messenger RNA from Drosophila miranda, 2371 nucleotides. RefSeq names its product glycerol-3-phosphate dehydrogenase, mitochondrial. The transcript has a single exon. Gene Ontology annotation, cellular component: glycerol-3-phosphate dehydrogenase (FAD) complex; mitochondrion. Gene Ontology annotation, biological process: glycerol-3-phosphate metabolic process. Gene Ontology annotation, molecular function: glycerol-3-phosphate dehydrogenase (quinone) activity. The record is from RefSeq and is a predicted model, not a curated record. NCBI's taxonomy places the organism in Eukaryota, Metazoa, Arthropoda, Insecta, Diptera, Drosophilidae.
AAAAACUUAUUUAGUUUUAUUUGUUAGUUCAUCUGGGAGAAACCAUUUAAAAAUUCAAUAUUUUAAAUAUCUAAAUUUCAGCUGCUGCAAGUGGAUAUUCUCAACCGAAGGGAAGUAGACCGGCGCCAACCCAGACAGAUCUAGAACAUUCCCCACAAUGGCCAAGAUCCUGCAGAUGGCAGUGAUGUUUGGCAGCUCCAAGCUGGUCAACAGCAAUUUUUCAUAUGAUGAUAUGUCCAACGGAGUGGAGCAGAUUCCACAGAUGAAGCGGGAACUGCCCACGCGCAAGUUUUGCCUGGACGCCUUCAAAUCGAACAUGUACGAUGUCCUCAUCAUUGGCGGCGGCGCAGUAGGAGCCGGUUGCGCCCUGGAUGCGGCCACGCGGGGCCUUAAAACGGCCCUAGUCGAGGCCGACGACUUUGGCAGCGGCACUUCUUCCAAGUCCAGCAAGCUGUUGCACGGCGCCUUCAGGGACUUGGAACAGGCGAUAAGGCGUUUCGAUCGUGCCGCCUUUCGGCGCGUGCAGAGCUCUCUGAUGGACCGAAGCAGCAUUGGGAAUCUGGCGCCGCAUCUCACCCAGCCAGUGCCAAUCAUGCUUCCAAUACAUCACUGGUGGCAGGCCCCCCUCUACUACCUGGAGCUAAGCUUGUACCACAUGCUGGCUCCUAAGGGAACAAAGAGCUUCCAGUAUGUCAGCGCCGAGGAGGCUGUGGAUAUAUUUCCAAUAAUGCGAAGAGGGGAUCUCUUUGGAGCCUUUAUCUUCUACGAGAAGCAGUAUGACGAUGCCCGCAUGUGCCUCUCAGUGGCAUUGACGUCGGCCCGCUACGGAGCAGACAUCUGCAACCACAUGAAAGUCGAAAAUCUGAUCAAGAACAAGGAUGGAUAUACUGGCGGCGCCAAGGCCGUUGACCAGCUGACGGGCAAGUUCUACAAGAUAAGGGCGAAGAUUGUCAUAAAUGCCACCCCAAACAGCAAGAACGUCGCACCGGCGCACAUCGAAGUGGGGGCUGGGAAUCUGAGCGACAGCGUGCGCAUGAUGGAGGAUCCCUUGGCAGAGCAGCUUUGCACUAGCAGCUGGGGUUCUAUUGCUGUCUUUCCGCGUUUCUACUGUCCCGAGAAUGUCGGCGUGUUCGAUCCCCACACGAAGGAUGGUGGUUCGAUAUUCUUUCUUCCCUGGCAGGGACACACUCUCGUGGGAACCAGCAACGACGUCUUCGAUGAGCCUGGAAAUACGUCUGUACAGCCGCAGCGAGAGCGAGAAGUGCAGUGCCUGCUGGACGGAAUCAAGCAUUUUGUCAGCCCCCACUUCGAUGUGCGCCGGUGCGACGUUCUUGCUGUUUGGGGCGCCUUCAAGGCAAUUCCGGUCGAAUCGCCAUCACUGAAUAACACCCUACUGAAGAAUCACGUCGUCAACCUGGGUCCCAGGAACAUGGUCUCCAUUGUGGGUGGCACCUGGUCUUCGUUCCGCAUGCUGGCCGAAAAGGCCGUCAACGCUGCCAUUAAAUACGGCAAUAUAGACGUUCUCCGGCCACAUUCGGUAACGGCGGACGCUUGCAAGCUGGAUGGUGCCAAUGGUUGUUCACCAAGGAUGUUCAUACGGUUGGUGCGGGACUUCGGUAUGGAGCGUGAUGUCGCCGAGCAUCUCUCGAACACGUACGGUUCCAAUGCCUUCAAGGUGGCCGUCAACGCCACCAGGAGCGGCAAAGGUUGGCCCAUAGUCGGAAAGAGGUUACACUCGGAGUUUCCCUACAUAGAGGCCGAUGUAAAGUAGGGCGUGAGAGACUAUGCCUGCACAUUGGUCGACAUGGUGGCUCGCCGGCUGCGCGUGGCAUUCCUCAAUGUGCAGGUGGCGGACGAAAUCCUGCCACAGGUGGCGAACGUUAUGGGCCGCGAGCUGAAGUGGUCCAACGAUCGCAAGGCCAAGGAGAUUGACGAUGCGCGCAGAUUUCUCAAUACCCAAAUGGGCCAGCUGAGCGAGGAUCCCAUCCAUCUCAGCGUCCCCAUUAAGAUGUCAGUGCGGCAGGUACAGAAAUAUGUGACGCACUUCAGGAGCCUAGAGGAGAACAACACCGGCUACGUGACAAUCAACAACUGCUGCAAGGCGAUGAAGGCGAUGGGUGUCAAGGAAGUGCCCGUCGAUCUGAUGCACUACGUCCUUCGCGACAUCGACUGCCACGCACAGGGAAAGGUCAAUCUGUACGAGUUCCUGCUGCUCAUGUCGGCCGUAGUUCAAGGGGAUACCGAAUACCUGCGCUACGCUAAGAUUUGUGUAGAUCAAAAGCUUAUGUCUGUAAGCAACCACCAUCCCCAUACAGUACCAGUGGAGCGGGCAUGCGGUGGACUUUAACACUCUGUAGGCUAGCAUGUUGUU